Closterium sp. NIES-65 is the source of this 999-nucleotide messenger RNA. NCBI's taxonomy places the organism in Eukaryota, Viridiplantae, Streptophyta, Zygnematophyceae, Desmidiales, Closteriaceae. The record is from the annotation of a GenBank genome assembly.
AUGGAGGCUUUAGACGGGCCGUUGUUGCUUCGUGUGGCGGAAGCUACCGGCGAGGCUGUUACCUCCAUCGCGAAUAUCGCUUCCGUAUCCCGCGCCUUCGCCCGUGUCGCCCGCUCGGAGCUAUGGCCGCGUUACUGCCUCGCGCGCGCCGCGCUUGCGGAAGACGGCGAGGCGGCGGCGGUGGCCGCGGUGGCGGCGCGCCUGGUGCGCGAGGCAGGAAGCGCCGAUGCGCCGCGAAACGCGGCGAGCGUCCUGGCGCGCUGCAUGAGUGCGUGCCCGGGCGUGGUACCCGCGUGCUCCAACGCGCUGCGAGUGGAAGCCGAGCCGUGGAAUCGCUGGUCCGGGAAAUUCGCAAGGGAGUUCUGCAGCGAUACGGAGGAGGAAAGCGGCGCAGUCGGGGGAAGUGUGGGUGUGGGAGGCGGCAAGGUACAUGGAGAUACAUUGGAGGAGAGCGGCGUCAAUCCUCACGUCAGCGAUUCCUGUGCCCUCUCCUGCGCCCUCGCCACUCGGCUCUUUCUGGACGAAUGCUUCCUCCCCGCCCCUUUCUGCCCAUCGCCGCUCAUUUUGGGCGAGGUGGAAGAAGACGAAAAGCGGAAAGCUAGGGGGGAAGAUAAGGGGGAAGGGGACGAAAGGGGGAAAGCUAGGGAGGAAGUUAGGGACGAAGGAGCGCAGGAGGGCGCGGCUGUGUUGAUGGCAGCAGGGGACUGUGGGAAGGAUCACGAGGCAGAGGCUGAGGAUGAGGAGGAGGAGGAGGAGCGUUGUGAGGUGGUGCGGGGAGCUAUUGCUGGGUUCAGGCACUCACGCUUUCACAGCCUGCUGCAAGGCCAGGCGUUUGCUGCAAGUGCAUGCCCCUUCUGCCAUGACCAGUGCUCGGACUAUUCUGAUGAAGACAACGAUUAUGAUUGGGAUGACUGGGGUCGUUGGUCGGAUGAGGUUGAUGACUUGGAUGAUAGGAUGGACCGUCUAGGUUUGGUGCAGGAUGAGCGAUGGGCUUUUUGA